Molecule: messenger RNA, 585 nt
Organism: Danio rerio (zebrafish)
Lineage: Eukaryota; Metazoa; Chordata; Actinopteri; Cypriniformes; Danionidae
Gene: gng13a
Product: guanine nucleotide binding protein (G protein), gamma 13a
Biological process (GO): G protein-coupled receptor signaling pathway; phospholipase C-activating G protein-coupled receptor signaling pathway; sensory perception of taste
Cellular component (GO): heterotrimeric G-protein complex
Molecular function (GO): G-protein beta-subunit binding
Source: RefSeq, marked validated
AAAUCUCUGUGUGCACAAGUGGCAUAACGCACUCAAGCUAUUCACACAGGAGCUAUUGACAAUACCGACACUUCAUUUCUGAGCGACAUAACAACGAAUUCACGAUAGUUUAGCUUUGAGAUGUUGAAAUAAGAAUAAAAUGAUGGUUGGUGAUUUAGAUGGAUGAGCUGGAUGAAGAUCAGCUGAAGAAUCAUGUGGAAAGCCUGAAGCAACAGCUCAAGUAUAACAGAGUCAACACAUCCGUCUCUGUUCCAGAGUUAAUUAAAUGGAUGGAGGAGAAAAUGACAGAGGAUCCAUUUGUGAAUCCAGAUGCCAUGAAGGACAACCCGUGGGUGGAGUCGAGCAAAUGUGUAAUACUCUAGCACAAGAGCUGUCAAUCAUCCCUAUGGCAGCAGAAGUGGCUCCGCCCUCUUACACAGGCUGACUUUGAAUAUGAUUAAGAUGCAAAUGAACUCAUUGUCAGUGAAUCUGCUUUGUUGUUUACUCUCAUGAUAAUAAGAAAGCGAAUGUUUCUCAGUGAAAACAUGUAUUUAUAAAAGUGUAAGACAACUAUACAACAGCACAAUAAAAAGAAAAUGAGGAACC